This is a messenger RNA of Lactuca virosa, 1156 nucleotides long. NCBI's taxonomy places the organism in Eukaryota, Viridiplantae, Streptophyta, Magnoliopsida, Asterales, Asteraceae. The record is from the annotation of a GenBank genome assembly.
ACACAGUUUCUGGAGACAUCCAGAGGGAGAAAGAACGAUAGUCGCUUCAGGAUAAAUCUUAAAACCCACAAGCUCAACAAUCAUCCUGAUCAUCCACUCAGAGCAAAUUUUACUGAAAUUUUGUGUUUGAUCGUAUAAUCAACACCGUUUGCAUCGAAGCUGCAGAAAGAAUCGGUAGGAAUUGCUGUCAAAGUUUAUCAAAAACCGCGUAAUUGUACGAUGGAAGGUUAUUUUCCGGUGAAGAUGAAGAGGAAAGAUCUAGAUGAAGUUAACGACGACUUCUGCGACUUCUCCCUUUCUUCUCCGGCUAGGAAAAUCCGCCGUCUGGAUGCUGAAUUGCCUCCAAUAAUUGAGGAAGAAGAGAUGGGGAAUCCAGUGGUAUUUGAACAAUCGGUUCCCUCUCAAGCUACAUCCAUGGAACAAGUAAUGACAAGUAGUCCGGUAGCCAUUAAUGAGCUGAAUGGUAGUCUUCCUGAGAAUGAAGAAAGGGCUAUUGUUCUAUACGAUCCCAUGAACAACAUUCCUUUAAUCCAAUCUCGCUCACCUUUCUCCAUUUCAGUUAAUUCAGACUUCCUUUCAGGGUACAAAAGUAAGUUCUUCGCUCCAUAUAUAAUCAAAUCUUCAGAUGAUGACAAAACAGAGAAACAUGAAGGUGGCUCUGAGCCAAGUAAAGGUAGCCUAGCGGUGGUGCCAUGGGUGGCACCGCCUUCACACCACUAUGGAGCCCCAGAAGUGGAGCUCCAUGAAGCAUCUGAGAUGAUGGAUGCAGAUGAUAUGGAAGCCAUAACCAUGGAUAUCGAAGAUGCCAACUCACAACAAAUUCCAAGAAACGAGAUGAAUCAGUGGCAACAACAUUGUAUGAUUCCAGAAGCUCCCAUGAAUUUGUCUACACCAAUUUCUUGGUCAGGUACUACGGGUGUUUAGCAGUUAAAGUUAGGUUUUUAGUUGUUAUUGUAGUUUGAUUCAUGAAGGGUUGGAACUGGUUUAUUGGGUAGAACCCUGGGUAGGUGUGGAAAGGGUAAAUAUGGUAUUAUUGUAGAAGGAAUGUUAUAUUGGAAGAGGUCUUGUAUUUGGAUCUGAUUCAAGAAUCGAAAUGAACAUUCUAGUUUUUGAAUAUUGUGUGUCACAUUUUGUAGAAUCAAAAAUUGAAAACCCU